Molecule: messenger RNA, 1434 nt
Organism: Corticium candelabrum
Lineage: Eukaryota; Metazoa; Porifera; Homoscleromorpha; Homosclerophorida; Plakinidae
Exons: 7
Coding region: 214-1191 (325 amino acids)
Source: RefSeq, a predicted model, not a curated record
AUUAUUUACGGCCAAAUAUUUUUAUUAUUGAAUUCAGUCAAACAAUCUUGGUUACACCAAAAUCUUGCAAUUUCUUAUAACAGAUUAUGUCUUGUAAAUUUAAUGUCAUUGUUAACGCCACAAUGAAAAAUUUAAACAGCACCGCAAAAGAACAAAAUAACUAAAUCACGUGAAUUGUCACGUGACAAAGCGUGGUGACUACAUAUUGCUGCAAUGGAAUGGAUUAUUAGGAUUUUCCUUGUGAUUGCAUCAGGUUUGUGUUUGAAUAGACUCAGUGCUGUUUACGUAUUUCCUGGGAAUCCAUAUGGUGCAGGUCGGUUUGACAUUGUCGAAACGUUGGUUAGAAAGGACGUCGAGCAUGCUCCACCAUUUGCAGCCAUGGUAUAUUCUCCUCGACAGAGUGGAGUCUACGCCGCCGUGUUAUUUGCUGGUGGUCUGUACUCGUACAUGCCAAUAGCUGCGUAUGGUGAUAUACUGUCAUCAAUUGCAUCUCAUGGAUUUGUUGUGGUCGGAGUCGAGUUGUUGCAGUUUCCCAAUGAGUCUGUGCCAUUAUUGCAACGAUCGAGAAAACCAAUUUCAAACAUGGAGGAUCCACAAAAGUUUUUUCAAGAACUUGACUGGAUGAAAGAAAACUUGAAUGGGAAAUACUUAUCUCAAUACAACGUGACAGUGGACUGGGACCAAGUAGGAUUCUCAUGCCAUUCAGAUGGAUGUGAUUAUGGAAUCAGAAUGGUUCUAGCAAACUCAUCAAGAGCCAAUUUUAAGGGUGCUGUUUUCUAUAGUCCGUUUAGCUUUCACAUUUUGCAGAUUCGAAAUGGCACCAAGUGGCCUUCUUUAAGCUUUGGCACGCAGCUUGGCGAAGAGUGGCCACCGUGUUGUUCGCCGCCUUUUGACUUUCGGGGAAUAUAUGAUCGUCUUGCUUGUCCACGGAUACUCGCAAACGUUACGGGGUUUGGUCACUGUGAUCUUCUGAACGACAAGUUUUGGACACUAUGCAAUACAAUUCACUUGUGUAAAACGGAUCCUCGCAAUGACAGAGUGGCCUACAAGAAGUUUACCCAGGGUAUAGGAACAGCCCUGUUUAUUGCGACUCUUCAAGGUGAGACAUCAUGUCUGGCCUAUGCAACCAACAAGACCCUCAUUCCAUUGCCCCUUGGAGAUCUGGAUUCUGACGUCAGCUGUCUACAUUGAGGUAUGUGCUUCAUCCAGUAUAUGACAUACUGCAGAUUGGUGGCUUGUCUAAGAAAAAUAUUUUUGAUAUUGUGUUCAACUGUAUACAUCUACAUAUUUUUGCACUUCGCAUAAUUGUUGCUAUACAAGCUGACAAGACUUAAUGUUAUGUGUUACAUCAUAAUGCACUUCUAUUUUUAGUUAAUUGAUUGAUUAUUAUUACACAACCAAGAUAGACAUAAAAUUUAUAAAAAGAUAUGGUCG